AUGGCUCUGCCUUACAAUCGACCCAACGCCCCAGCCAUCUUCUUUCGAGAUCCGGAAUACCUCGCCAACAUCGGUCUCACACGCCUCACGGCGCUCGAAUACUUUUCGCAUUCAUCUUUCUUCGACAAGAGAUGCACCAACGAGGUGCUGCGCAUGCAGAAUCUGGCCAGGCUGGGCGCGAACGCAGCGCGAAGAGACCCCAAAGAGCUUCAAAUUGAGUUGAGAAAGUUCAGAGGUAUCGAGUUUGUUCUAGCUGAGUCUUUGGAUGGAGCGGAGUCAAGUACAGGAGGGGCGGUAUCACUGAAUGCGGGUCCGCAAUCUGGUUCGACGGCCUCGGACCUUUUCAUCGUUCACAAACGCUUAAGAGAGGGAUCAGAGGACAGCCAAGUCAAGCUUCUGCAGGUCUACUUCAUCCUCGGCGGAGACAUCAUGCGAGCACCAGAUCUAUAUCGUCUGGUUGGUGGAAGACUGGUGAGUGUCAGCAGCAUUUUGCAACCUUGCGGUCGCUUUCUCAGACGGGGACUGCGAGACAGACCUUCGCUCAUUGUCCUUGACCAUCACAUCGCGCUCACUCGGCACGCCGCGACGCUCUACCAAAGCUCUCCGCUCUGACCUCGAUUCAAAGCUCGUUGAAGACCGCAUACACUGCUCUGCCUCCCUUUGAUCCAAUUCGGGGCGUAAGCUGGCAACUGGCGCCACCGCGAGAUGAAACGGGCGCGGAGAGCGAAGACUCGGAUGAUGACGGCUUGCGUGCAGGAGGAACGCGUAGGCAGAGCGGGCAAGGAUCCUCAGAUAUUUCGUCGAGCCCCGAGUCCGAAAGCUCAGACGAUGAAAUGGAGGAGAGGGGCGCACGAGAUGCUCAAGAUAGUCAGGUCGUCAAGCAAGAAGGCCGUGAAGGUAGCUCAGGGAUGAUUGUCGAAGCAUAUAGGGGAGCGAAGGAGCAGGCGAGCGGCGAAGUCGCGAGGAAGAGCUCAUCGCCACCCAAGGGCGGCCCACGGCGGUCGUCCAGAUCUGCCACAGCAGCGGCGCAAGAUGCAGAGUCGGACGCAAUGGAAGCUGAAGAUGAGACUUCCACGACGGCAUCUGCGGGAAUAGCGGGCAGGAGACAAAGCACGAGGAGCGCGGGAAAGCGCAAGCGUUGA
Ceraceosorus bombacis is the source of this 1142-nucleotide messenger RNA. The record is from the annotation of a GenBank genome assembly. Lineage: Eukaryota; Fungi; Basidiomycota; Exobasidiomycetes; Ceraceosorales; Ceraceosoraceae.